Messenger RNA from Camelina sativa (false flax), 574 nucleotides. Its product is annotated as protein LURP-one-related 15-like. Lineage: Eukaryota; Viridiplantae; Streptophyta; Magnoliopsida; Brassicales; Brassicaceae. The record is from RefSeq and is a predicted model, not a curated record.
CAAAAGAAUGCAGCAGCCCUAUGUGUACGCUUACCCACAAGGUGCUGGCGCUUCGUCUCCUUCGCCUCCACAACCACAAUCGGGAGUGAUAGUGGAUCCGAAGUACUGUUCUCCGCACCCAGUAGAUCUGGCGAUCGUGCGGAAGUUGAUGAAGGUAACGGACGGUAACUUCGCGAUAACGAAUGUGGACGGAAACCUGUUGUUCAAUGUGAAACAGCCGCUUUUUUCUCUUCACGAAAAUAGGAUCUUACUGGAUGGUUCUGAAACUCAGGUCUUGACUUUGCAAAGGAAGAUGAUGAGCAGGCAUGACAGGUGGCAAGUGUUUAGAGGAGGCAGUACAGAUCAGGGUGAUCUGCUAUACAGGGUGAAAAGAUCGCCGAUGCGUGAGCGAGAGGGCAGACUUGAUGUGUUUUUGCCUCACAACAAAGACGAGAAGAUAUGUGAUUUCAAAGUCAAAGCGAAUAGGCACGAGCGUUGUUGUGUCGUCUACGCCGGCGAAUCUGACGACGCCAUUGUUGCCAAAGUAAACAAACUAUCUCUUUCCUUCCUUCCAUCCCAAGUAAAAACCAAAUAG